GCAAAAUAUUUGUCUUGGCUGCAUCUCACAUCGCUAUUACAUCCCUAAGCCGCCAUAGCCUGAGGCUCAUCCCCUCUGCAGCCAGACGCUCCUUCUCUUCGCGCUCCCGACCCAGCGUCUGUUGCUGCCGUCGUUCUAGCCGAUAAAGAACGCUAUCAUGGCGUCGAGCUUGGCCCAUAGCAUGGCAGCUGCCAGAACUGUUGUGCCGUCUAAGAUCAGCAAGACCGCGGCUCUAGCGCCCGGCGGUCGCCAGCUGGCGGCGUCCUUCGCGCGCGUGCCUGCCACGGCGCGCGCGCGGCGGUCGCUAUCGGUGCGCGCAGAGGCGAAGGACAUCCUGUUCGACCAGGCAGCGCGGUCCGCCAUGCAGGCCGGCAUCGACAAGCUCGCUGACGCCGUCGGGGUCACGCUCGGCCCGCGAGGUCGCAAUGUGGUGCUCGACGAGUUCGGCAAUCCCAAGGUCAUCAACGACGGUGUGACUAUAGCGAGGGCCAUCGAGCUCCCAGAUCCCAUGGAAAACGCCGGAGCUGCCCUCAUCCGUGAGGUGGCGUCGCGCACGAACGACUCGGCGGGCGACGGCACGACGACGGCGAGCGUGCUGGCGCGCGCGCUGAUCAACCUGGGGCUGCUGAACGUGACGGCGGGGGCCAACCCGGUGGCGCUGAAGAAGGGCAUCGACAAGACGGUCGCCAAGCUCGUCGACGCGCUCAAGGACAACGCACGGCCCGUCAAGGGCCGCGACGACAUCAAAGCGGUGGCGACGAUCAGCGCGGGCAACGACGAGGAGAUCGGCGAGAUGAUAGCGGACGCCGUGGACAAGGUGGGCGCGGACGGCGUGCUCUCCAUCGAGAGCUCCUCGUCCUUCGACACCACCGUCGAAGUCGAAGAGGGCAUGGCGAUCGACCGCGGUUACAUUUCGCCGCAGUUCGCGACGAACACGGAGAAGAUGCUCGUCGAGUUCGACAACGCGCGAGUGCUCGUCACCGACCAGAAGAUCACGGCGAUCAAGGACAUCAUCCCCGUGCUGGAGCGCACCUCGCAGCUGUCCGCCCCGCUGCUGAUCAUCGCGGAGGACGUGUCCGGGGAGGCGCUGGCGACGCUGGUGGUGAACAAGCUGCGCGGCGUGCUGCAGGUGGCCGCCAUCAAGGCGCCCGGCUUCGGCGAGCGCCGCAAGGCGCUGCUGCAAGACAUCGCCAUCGUGACAGGCGCGGAGUUCAUGGCGUCGGACCUGGGGCUGAAGGUGGAGGGCGCCACGGCGGACCAGCUGGGGCUGGCGCGCAAGGUGACCAUCAGCAGCAGCGCCACCACCAUCAUCGCCGACAGCGCCACCAAGGACGAGAUCGCAGCGCGCGUGGCGCAGAUCAAGCGCGAGCUGGCGGAGACGGACAGCGUGUACGACACAGAGAAGCUGUCGGAGCGCAUUGCCAAGCUGGCGGGCGGCGUGGCGGUGAUCAAGGUGGGCGCGGCGACGGAGACGGAGCUGGAGGACCGCAAGCUGCGCAUCGAGGACGCCAAGAACGCCACCUUCGCCGCCAUCGAGGAGGGCAUCGUGCCGGGCGGCGGCGCCACCAUGGUGCACCUGGCGGCGCUGGUGCCGGCCAUCAAGGCGCAUCUGACAGAUGCUGAGGAGCGCAUCGGUGCCGACAUCGUGGAGAAGGCGCUGCUGGCGCCGUGCGCCCUCAUCGCACACAACGCCGGGGUGGAGGGGGCCGUGGUGGUGGAGCGCGUGAGGGAGAGCGAGUGGGCCGUCGGAUACAACGCCAUGACCGACCAGUACGAAGACCUCCUGGCCUCUGGUGUGAUCGACCCUGCCAAGGUGACGCGGUGUGCGCUGCAGAACGCGGCGUCGGUGGCGGGCAUGGUGCUGACGACGCAGGCCAUCGUGGUGGAGAAGAGCAAGGGCAAGAGCGGUGCUGCUGCCAGCCCAUACAGCCCACAGGUCCCGCUCACCCUCUAGACCAGCUCCUAGCAAUGCCCUGUGGGGCCAUUAGGGUUAUGAACCGCAUUGGUCUGUGUAGCAGCCUUGUCACCCUGAUGUUGCCAUGUCAUGUCAUUAAUACUAGAAUGCGCAUCAACAACAGCAGCUGCCCUGCCCCCCUGAAUCUGGGAGUGAACCACGUGUCUGCAGUAAGUUGGAAUGUACAG
This is a messenger RNA of Closterium sp. NIES-67, 2142 nucleotides long. NCBI's taxonomy places the organism in Eukaryota, Viridiplantae, Streptophyta, Zygnematophyceae, Desmidiales, Closteriaceae. The record is from the annotation of a GenBank genome assembly.